AUGUGAAUUUUCCUAUUGCCAGGGAUUUAUGCAUAUACUUUAGUUACAAGUCCAUGGCCACCUAUGACAUAUUGCGACAUUGGUUCAACAGACUAUUCAAGUUUUACUUGGGAAAGAAAAAAUAUAAUUUUUUUUAGUAUAAUUAUUAAAUUAAAAAAUAUAUUUAAUUCAGAUUUACUGGGUAUUCUAUUGAUUUAUGAGACAAAGUUUCAUCUUAUAUUGGCUUUACUAAUUAUACAAUCCAAUGUUUUGAUUGAGACAAUAUGAUGACCGCGAUUCUUAAUGGAAACGCUGAUAUGUCAAUAGCAGGAGUUGCCAUUAAGAACCAAUAUUUAUCUAAAUUAAAAUACUCAACCCCUGUUUAUGACUCUGGGUUAUUUCUUGUAAUCAAGCUUGUUGAUAGUACAUCAAUGUGAAUAUUCUUAAAACCAUUUGACUAUACCUUCUGGAUUGCUAUAUUUUUCUCAGUUCUUUUUUAUGCCCACAUCUUAUGGAUGAUAGAAAGAAAAGUAAAUGGUCCUAUACAAUUUCAAUAUAGAAAAGGAAUUUUAUUCUAAAUUUUAUGAAUAUUUAUAUAUAUAUAAAAUAAAAAACUUUAUAGAAAAAAUCAAAUUAAGUGGGAUAGAAAGCUUGUGGCACGCUUUUGCAUCACUUGUGUUCAUUGGAGCUAAAGAAAUAAGGACUUUGCCUGGAAAAAUUAUACAAAUGAUAUAUUGGUUUACUGCUUUAACGCUGGCAGCAGCUUAUGUAGCAAGCUUAGUCGCGAAUUUUUCAGUUGAUAAUUAUCAAAGUUCAAUAAACAGUUACAAAGAUAUAAAAGGGCUAAAAAUUGGAUCAUUUGUCCAAUAUAAAGAAGCUUUAGAAGCAUUCCAAGUCAAAGUAAAAUCAUAUAAAUGGGACAAUGGGAAUGCCUUACAAAUUUUAGACGAUUUAGACAGUGGAAGUAUAGAUGCUGCAGCUUUGCCUGUACCAUUAGCAAUAUUUUAUGCAGGGAUUAGUUGUGAUUUUAAGAUAGUGGGGGACGUGUUUAUCCCUGAGUAUUACGCAUUUGCAUUUUCUAAUGAUUUUGACGAGACUCUUUAUAAUCAAAUUACAUUGGCGAAUUUAUAGUGUUUUUGUAUAAAUUCAAGAUAAGGGAAUUUAUUCUUAAAAAAUAUUUUUUUAGGUAAAAAAGAAUAGUAUUAUAUGAAAAUCAUUUCCAUCAAAACUUAAAAAACAAAGACAUACUAGCUUCAAAUACCACUGGCUGCGACCAUAAAGCGUCAGUCCCAUUAGAAAUUGAAAGCAUUUCUGGGGUCUGGAUAAUUCUCAUAGUUAUUGCAGCAUUAGGAGUCCCUAUGGCAUUCAUCCAGAAAAAAGCUCAAGAAAAAAGUGAAGAAGGCGAUAGCAGUAAAAGCGUAGUUUCUAAUAGAUUUGAUAAUAAAACAGCGGCUGAGAUGGACUUGAUUUCUAAAUUUGAAAGAAUUUUAGGUGGCUCAGAACAAAAAUUUUCACAAAGAAUGGUUGAUCUUGAGAGUGCACUAAAUCAGCACAAUGAGCUGUCAGAUUCAUUGGAGGAAUCAAUAAAAAGUUUAAAUGAGAAAUUUGAUGAGCUCAUUAAUAACUCUGAAAAUGAUUAA
Blepharisma stoltei is the source of this 1619-nucleotide messenger RNA. The record is from the annotation of a GenBank genome assembly. NCBI's taxonomy places the organism in Eukaryota, Ciliophora, Heterotrichea, Heterotrichida, Blepharismidae.